This is a messenger RNA of Drosophila takahashii, 1809 nucleotides long. It is a transcript of the gene yellow-e, whose product is annotated as L-dopachrome tautomerase yellow-e. NCBI's taxonomy places the organism in Eukaryota, Metazoa, Arthropoda, Insecta, Diptera, Drosophilidae. The record is from RefSeq and is a predicted model, not a curated record. Gene Ontology annotation, cellular component: extracellular region.
CGGCAACCACGACGAUCAGACGUGUCGCGCGAUCAGUACAGAAAAUCCAAAUAAAUUUAAAGUUAACCAAAGCAGCAACUUCUCAACAACCAGAUCGAGCAAACUCGAAAGUGUAUCAAACCGCAUCUUGCCAUGAUUCGCAUCCUCGUUGGAGUGAUUUGCGUGGUCCUUUGGUCGCCGGUUAGCCAGGCUCUUACGCCUGGCUUGCAGGUGGCCAAGCAGUGGAAGCUCCUGCGCUAUAAUUUCGAGCCCCAGGCGCCGGUCAGCGAUCCUAACUUUUAUAAUCCUCAAAAUGUUCUAAUCACCGGGUUAGCCGUGACGGAUGAUCGGAUCUUUGUGGCCACGCCGAAGCUCUUUUCGGGAGUUUCCUCAACCGUAAGUUGGGUCUCGAAAGCCCAGUUCGGGGAUUCCCCCAUCCUGAACGCGUAUCCGGAUUGGUCCUUCUCCAACACCGGACGCAGUGACUUCAACUGCAGCGAUCUCGUCCUGACCUCCGUCUAUCGCCUGCGUCUCGAUUCCUGCAAUCGCCUUUGGCUGCUGGAUGCUGGCAUCUCGCGAUCCCUGGAGGAUUACGAGAUCACCUGCCCGCCCAAAAUCCUGGUGGUGGAUUUGGCCACGGAUCGCGUGGUGCGGCGAAUCGAUUUUCCUCCGGAAGUCCUGCGCGGAGAGUCCCUAUUCACCAACAUGGUGAUCGAUGAGACGACGGCCAAGGGAUGCGACGAUGUAUUCGUCUAUAUCACAGACACCGUGGAGCCAGGCAUCAUUGUGUACGAUAGUGGAAAGGACGUCACUUGGAGGGUUUCCCACCCAGCCAUGUAUCCCGACCCGGACUUUGCUCAAUCGGAGAUCCACGAGCAUCAAUUUGUUCUCAUGGACGGAGUGGUGGGACUGACUUUCGAUGAGCGCACUGGUGUGGUUUACUUCCAGCCUUUGGCGACGGAUAGAGUCUUCUCCGUUCACAAGAAUGUCCUGCGUGCGGGUCCCUUGCCAGAUGGCAAGAUGUUGGAUGUGAAGCUGGUGGGCAAGAAGAGCUCUCAGGGCAUUGGACUCGCUGUAUCGCCAUUCGACAGCAGUCUGAUCUUUAGUCCGCUGAGUGAGACAGCCAUCGCCUCGUGGAAUCCGACGACUAAUCAGCAAUCGGUGUUGGCCUUCGAUCGCGAUCAAUUGCAGUUUGUGGCCGAUAUAACGACUACAAAAUCGGAACCUGGUGUUAUUUAUGCUAUUGCCUCGAAGUUCCAUCGAUUCUUUUUGAAGAAUCUGAAUCCCAAUGAAUUUAAUAACCGUAUUGUGAGGCUGGAACUGCCCGCUGGAAAUUCGCUGCUGGGUCAUCGUGUUGCCCUGCCGCCGGCACCCACUCACAAUAGUCUGUUGAACUAUGGACUUUAUAAUACUCAUGGUCAGACCUCGACGAGUGCCCUGCAGACGUACUUCACCAGUCCGGCGCUGACCACGCCCUUCACCACCAAGUCGCCCUUUAAGUUCGAAACGGGCGGAAUCGUAAACUAUGCCGCUCGCAAUCCCUUUACGGCUCUCAAUCAGGGCGAGGCCUUUCCGCCAAGCAAAGCGACCAGGGAUAACUAUCAGCGCUCCUAUUUGGACACCCUGGUGGGCACCACUGCCCCGGCGGCCACCACCCGAGUGGUUUCGGUGCCACCCACCGCCUACAGCCACCGCCAUAGUGGCUACUACUAUCAGCGAGCCACGAGAUCCGUGGGUCAGCAGUGAGAAACAACUUGCGCACACGCCGCGUAUACGCAAUGUAAAUAAAUCUCUAUAAAUGUAAAUUGAAUAAAUUAAUUUAAUGACAAA